Molecule: messenger RNA, 2232 nt
Organism: Ceratosolen solmsi marchali
Lineage: Eukaryota; Metazoa; Arthropoda; Insecta; Hymenoptera; Agaonidae
Exons: 7
Coding region: 1-2232 (743 amino acids)
Source: RefSeq, a predicted model, not a curated record
AUGACGAGUGUAGCCGUAGGCCCGGCUAGCCUAGGACUUCCCAACAUGCUCGGCCCCAAGAGGUACCAUCUCCAGCAGGGCUUGGCCUCGCCAACCUCACCAACCUCGCCCACACCUCCCAAGGGCUACGAGACGCUGAGCAAGGGCAAGAAGUCAUGGAGUGUCAGACUGGGUCUAUCGCGCGCCUCGCAAUCGCCUCGCCAGGAGUCUAUCCACUCGCCAGGGAAGCAUCACAUUGGCUGGGGUACGGUGACCGGCGGCAGCGUCCUCGCUCAGCAGAUGAUUUACGGGGAGCCUUGGUUGUACGGUACGGUACGGGGGACGGGAUCAAGGCCCUUUGGGCCGAACCACGUACCUCAGUUGGCCCAUCAUCAAGGGGCCUCGGUCCUUCUCGUCUGCUCAUGCCCGGACUUCCUUAGUGGUACUGUGCGCGACGUCGGAAGCAACUGCAGGAAGUGCGGCGGGCACAGACUUGCGGGUCUCGCCAUUGGCGGCACUUGCAGGAUGCCCACUGCGCAUGUCAGGACGAGGCCCAGCCUGGCCGGCAUGUUGAAACCAAGCAUCGAUGACCCCUACGAUCUGAUGCGUCGGAGCAGACUCUCGGAGCCGCGGUCGCGGGCCCGCAGCAUUUCGCCAUUGCGCCAAGCGAAUCAGCGUGACAUCCGUAGUCGGAGCGUCGUCCGAUGCAAUUUGAAUAAGGAUCGAGGGGGCCUGAAGAUCGCCACUGUCGAGCCCAUGUCUAGGACCGAGUGGUUCGAGUGCUCCCCGUCCAGUCCGAACUCAAGCAGUGCGAGUCCUGGGACCGACUGCAUCCACGACGACAACUCCAACCAAUCGGCGGAUUCGAAGGAGGAUGAUUGGACCUCGAAGAAGGCAUUGGCGACGCAGGAGUUAUCGACCCUACGCUCACUGCCCGGUCGAAUGGUUCGUGUAACUGGCCACACCAAUAAACCCAGAUGCUGGCAGUCGUCGCCAUCGCAAUUAAAACAGGAGGAAGAAACAAAUAGCACAACGACGUCCAUGAGCGGCGAUUCUCGUAAGAGUAUCCUCGAGUGCGAUGUAAAUCCGUAUCUGCUGCUCAAGAACCAGCAACAAAGAAGCAUCUCCAACAAGGAUGAAGAUGACCUGAGCGAUGACCUCUCGGACAAUGCCUUAGAGCAGGAGCUUCAACAGUCGAUUAGCAGUAGCUCCUCGAAUCUUUUUGAUUCGUCCAAGGUCAAGUCUAUUGAGCGUAUACCAAAUAGAAGCUCGGUCGCCGCGAUUGGCGGGCAGAGAAUUAGAGUCUUCAACGAGACGAGGGAGCCAAGCGACGACGAAGAUGGACAUAUACCAUUGCAGCCCACCCUUACUAGGAUACCCAUUCCAAAGAUAUCGCCCAAGAGACCCCCUAGGAGGCUCAAAGAGGCCAAGAAUGCCUUAAGAAGUAUAUUGAAACGAGCUGAUAAAUCCGUUUUUACGGAGCCUAAGCGCAAAAGUGUACUGUUCAAUGUGGACAAUAUGAUUCUCGCACCCGAGAAGCCCGUGGACAUGUCUUCGAGUUUCCAAAGAAAGUGCAACAAAGUAGCAAUGCCUUUAGUCAAGGACUCGGCGUCUUCAAGCGAUGCAAAAAGUACAGACGUUGAUUCUCUCGUAAGAGAAACACCAAUAGUACCAGAGGAAGUACAAGUAGAGAGGCCUCAUCGUUUCAUCACAAUACCGAACAUCAAAAGUUUCAAACAACCUCAGCCGGCGCAGCAAAUAACACAAGAUCGAUACAACCGACAACUACUAGAAUCCAAAAUCGUGCCUAGGAUCAAAACUCUGGCACCGAUCGACAAGAUAAAAAUAGACAAGUUCGUACCGUCGAAAAAGCAGCAGCUUCAGGAUCAGCAUCAUCAACAGAAUCGCGCAAGCCAGGAUAUUAAUGUGCAUAUGAGCGGUGUGAGUGUUGGGGAGCCGGGGAAGAGUAAACCAGUGCACUCAGAGCCGUGCGCUGUUCCUCUGCCGGAAACGGAGGAGGAGAAAGUCGAUAUUACGCUGGACUCCGAGUCAAGAAAUAUUAAAGUUUUUGCCGUUGAUGAGAAAGAUAUGAUCGACAAGUGCGAAGCAAACGACAAAUGCGCCAUCUACAACAAUGCUGAUUCCUGGGAUAAACGAACCGUUAACUACUACGACUCCGUUAUCAAGGUCUUUAGAAUUUUUAUAAAGAAAAAUUACUUCAUCGCCAAGGAUAGCAACUUUUGCGACGCGUAA